AUGCCUCUGAAAUCUCUGGAACUCCUUCAUUACUUCCACAAGGCUGGCGGCAACGAUGAACUGGCAUUACGAUGCAAGCGACAGAACUUGCCCAGACUGGCAUCCAGCAUGCAUUAUCCCGACGCGCUCCGAAACACACUCCUCAUUGCUGGCUUCCAUUACAUCGUCAACGCGGGUCGCUCUAUCGAUUUCAAGCCAACUCUCCUACUCCACAAAAUAGAAACCAUACGCUCGGUGAACAAAUGGCUUCAACUAUCAGAUUCGAAAGCAUACGCCAUGUGCGUACGGCAAAUAUCCACUUUGUGUUUUAGCGAGUGCUAUCUGGGGCAUUCGAGAGCUGCUGAAACCCAUCUCAACGGGUUGAUGAAGUUCUUGGAUAUUUACUGCCCUCUAGGCAUGGUUAGCCCAGUGGAACCCAGUAACACUGCGGAGCUUUCAAUACGAUACAUCAUGCUAACAUACUCCUUUAUAUCUAUUUGCAAAAGCCGCGUCCGCGUCGAACUAGUGGAUAUCGGCGAAGAAGCACCCCCAGAAGUUAUGGCGGCAAUGCACGACCGAUAUAAAGUGGAGGCCGGAGGGAUGGAUCUCAAACUGAGAAGUAUGGAAAUGAUUCCUUACUUCUUUGCUCCGUUGUCCUCCAUGAGAGGAUUCUGCGAUAUCGAUGCAUCUCCCAUGAUUAAGUGCCUCCUGUCCAUGACUGAGAUAUGUCAAUUGAGAGCACCAGCGACGGAUGAGAAACCGGUUCAGCAACUAGUAUGGCUCGAGGGUGCUGCCGUCAAGUGGAUACUCGCGGCUAUAGAGACUCAUGUGGAGUCCAUGCCCUGGCAAGACGACAGGGCUCGCAAGGAGACAUCUUCUGGGGGAAUGAAGAGUUCCUGGUCUGGACUGUUCAUCGCCACACAACUAUACGUGCAUCAAGUUCUUGGGCUCUGGAUUUUAGAUGCACCGCUAGAGGUCAAGUUCCAUUCUCAUAUUCUUGGUUAUUUGAGCUGGGACCUUGCCAUAGGUGAGAGUUGUCUAGAAGCAGGAUCUACCGUGGCAUCAAACUUUUGGUUCUGGAAGGCUUUUGUGGGUGCCUUUAGUCUAGCGAGGCACAUCGAAACUGAUCACGCAGUGGCGUUAUAUCCUCUCCGACGGCAGUUUGUUAGGCUUCUGUACAAGUGGUCUGAGGCUACAGGUAUCAAGACGUGGAAAGAGGCGCGGGAAAUUUUAAUUGGUAUUGUAUGGCCCAAGUCGGCAUUUACUCAUGGUUCUUUGGCGGAGAUGAUAUGGUAUGAGAGUCAAGUCAACAUUCAAGAGUCGAGAGGUUCAAGUGUACAGAGCGCUUAA
Molecule: messenger RNA, 1329 nt
Organism: Fusarium pseudograminearum CS3096
Lineage: Eukaryota; Fungi; Ascomycota; Sordariomycetes; Hypocreales; Nectriaceae
Exons: 5
Coding region: 1-1329 (442 amino acids)
Source: RefSeq, a predicted model, not a curated record